AUGCAAAAAGAAUCACAAGUCGUCGAGAUCCGACCAGAUGACAUCGUGCUCGAGGAGGAAAUCGGUCGCGGCUCCUUUGCCAAGUCCUUCACCGAGCAGGUCCUGCAAGCCUUUCGAGAGGAGAUUGCCGUUAUGAGCCAGAUUCAUCACCCUAAUCUUGUGCUUUUCAUGGGGGCCUGCACGAUCCCGGGUAAGCUGAUGAUCGUAACCGAGCUCAUGCCGCGUAACUUGGAAAGCGUUUUCCUCGGCAAAGCCGGCAAACACAAGCGAGUAGCGCUCGUCCAGAAGCUCAAGAUGGCCAAGGACGCCGCUCUCGGUAUGAACUGGCUGCACAAGUCGACACCGAUGUUCAUUCACCGGGACUUCAAGUUGUCCAAUUUGCUGGUGGACGAGAACUACAACGUCAAGGUGUGCGAUUUCGGCCUCACCAAGAUGAAGCAGGCCAACGACAAUCUCCACGACACCAAGGGCUCACCACUCUACAUGGCACCUGAGGUGUUCACGGGUUCGUACAGCGAGAAGUGCGAUGUGUAUAGCUUCGGACUGAGCUUUUGGGAGAUCAUCAACGAGCGGCGAGUGUUCCCCCGGUACGAGAACAACCUGAACGCCCUCAUCAAGUCGCGAUGCGAAAACUACGAGACGCCACCCAUUACCGACGACAUGCUGCCCCGCCUCGUGACUCUCCUCGAGCGAUGCUGGGACAAGAACCCCCGGCAGCGACCACCGUUUGACGUGGUCGUGAAGGAGCUCGAGGAAAUCAUCAUCGAGCAGUGCAUCACCGACGAGCGCGGGCGGGAGGUGUGGAAAAAGGCGUCCAAGGGCGAAGACAAGAUGACGUGGGACGAGUUUGCUCGGGCCGUGUGCAUCAGCGUAGGGAAGGUGGCCCUCCCCGAGAGCUAUCGAUCCGACCGACAGAUGCAAUGCCUCAAGGUGCUACUAUGUCGACAAUCGGAGCCCAACACAGUGCACGCGGAAAAGUUCGGCAAGGUGCUGGCGUGGUUCGGACCCUUCUCCGAGGGCCGCGACGCGCAUAACCGAGGCCGAACCUUCCUCGACCGAAUCGAGGAAACGCUCUCGAUGAAGUGGUUCCACGGGGAGAUCUCCACACAGGACGCCGAGGAGCGGCUGGACAAUCGACGGCCCGGCACGUUCCUGGUGCGCUUCAGCUCGAGCGAGAAGGGCGCCUUCACCGUGUCCGGUGUCGACCGAGACCGCAAGAAGAGCCACCAGCGGGUCAUCUACCACCCCAACAAGGGGCUCUACGUAAUGCCCGACGACACGGUCUAUACGUCGUUGGUCGACGCCAUCAACGACCUGUGCCGCUCGUCCAAGCUGCGCAAUCCCUGCCCCGGGUCGCGGUAUGCUAAGUAUUUCUCCGAGGAGCCGCAGCCGACGUCCAAGAACAUCGCGCUGGUCAAGGAGGAGAUCAAGCAGCUGCAGCUCAUCCACCUCAACGAGAUCUGCGAGGUGCCCGACAAGGACACCUCGCUCGACACCACCAUCGACACCGCGUCGGGCAAUCGGCCCUGGAGCGGCGGCGGCCACCACCCGAGUUACUUUCACUCGGGCAACAAGCGCAGCCCGUUCCACACCGGCAACAUGAGCUUCCACUCCAGCAGCGGCAUCUGGGGAAAUAGCAGCAUGCACGGCGGCGGAGGCGGAGGCGGCGACAGCGAUAGCAGCGAAGACUCGAUUCGCAUCGCGCCCUACAUCCCACCGAUCCCGCCGGCGCACAACUCGGGCGGCAGCGGCGGCGGUGGAAUGCCGUCGCCGUAUCACGCCGGCGGACCGGGCGGACACCACUCGUCGGGGCCGUCGCAGUCGUCGGCCUCGAUCCAGGCGGCACUGGCCGCCAACAAGGCCGCGUCGUCGGCCGCCACGGCCAUGGCCUACCGCCAGUCGCCCUACACCCACGCCAGCACCCACACCAGCAAGUACCCCAACCUCAACUACUCUCCGCACCCGCUCAACUCGGCCGAGAUCUACCACUCGGCGCCCAUGACCGGCAUGAAGAACAACACGAGCUCCUCCUUCUCCUUCUCCCAAUUCGCGUCGACCAAGCACCCGUUCCGCAGCAAGGACGUGCUCACGGCGCCGCUCAAGAGCGAGGAGAAGAAGCGCGGCAUCUUCAGCCGCCUCAAGCGCGGCGUGACGGGCAACAAGGACAAGGACCGCGACCGUGACCGCGAUCGCGACCGCGACGACGGCAGCGACAUGAGCGACAGCAGCAUGGCCAGCACGUGGAGCGCCACCAAGUCCGGCGGCAAGUUCAACUCGGGCAAGCUCAACAACAACAACAGCGGCGGCAAGAAGUCCGGCAAGAAGGAGAAGAAGAACAGCCUCAACAAGAAGGGCCACGGGCGGGACCGGGACCGGGACCACCACCACCACAAAGACGACAAAGACUUUGCCUUCCACAGCGAGGACCACAGCUACCAUCACCGAAGCGGCGGCGGCGGCGGCGACGGCGGCGGGACGUCGGACGACGACUCGCCGAUGUACGCGCCCUACGUCGCGGCGGCAGCGCCCACCGACUCAACGUCGGCCUCGACCAACUCGAUCCCGGCCCACGUGCUGUGCACCCUGCAGAAGGCCGAGGACGAGCGUAUGCGCAAGCGGCUCCACGGCAACUACGACUCGGACUCGUCGACCGAGGACCUCUUCCCGCCCUACCAGCCCUCGUCGUCGACGUCGGCCUCCUCGUCCUACAUCAAGCGCACCAUCGAGGAGAAGUCGCGACACCUCCACCACCUCGUCGGCGGCAAGGAGAUGCAGGAGCAGGAGGAGCAGGACGACCACAACGACGAUCGCGAUGGCGCAGAAGAGCAAGAUGAGGAGGAGGAGGAGGAAGAUGGAAGCGACGACGACAGUGAUGACAGCGACGACGACGACGAGAGUGAGAGCGAUAGCGAGGACGAUGAAGAGGAGGAGGAAGAAAAGAAGAAGUCGAAGGCGAAGGAGAGCAGUCGCGCGCGGAAGGAGGACAAGAAGCGGCGACGACACGAGAAGGCGGUCGCCGCCGAAAAGAAGCAGCUGAAGGCCGAGAGGGCGGAGCGACGCAAGGAGCGCGCCGCGAAGGAGAGCGCCGCCACGACGAUCACCACGGCUGCCGCCCCCAGCAGAGAGAAGAGGCGGACCAAGCAGCCCCACAUCCCGGUCGCGAUCAUCACCAGGCCGGCGCCGGCGGCGUCGAGCGCGCCGGUAUCGCUGGCGGCGACGGCCCCGCCCGGCCUGAUGGAGGCCGCCCUGCUCAACGCACCGCGGGCGCGACGCGAGCGCAAGCAGCCCAGCGAGCACCGCAGCUCCGGCAGCUCGCGCAAGGUCGACGGCAACAGCAACGGCAGCAGCAGCAGCAAGAGCGAGGAGCCGGAGGGCGUGCGGCUCGACCAGCUGGUCGCCAAGACGUCGACCUCGCCCUCGUCGUCGACGACGCUGGCGAUGGGCGGCCUCGGCGUGGCCAAGCACAAGAAGGAGAAGAAGGGACAAGGAGUACAAGGAGGAGGAGGAGGAGGAUCGUCGAGCGACGAGGCCGAGGCGGUGACAGCAACGUCGUCGUCAUCGUCGUCAUCGACGAAGAAGGAGAAGAAGUCCAAGAAGGAGAAGAGCAGCGGCGGCAAGGGCGUGGAGGAGGCCUUGCAGCGAAGACAGCCCCGGGCCGCGGUAUCGCAGCAGCGAUCGCCGACGUCGGCGAGCAGCGACAUGACCGGCGGCGAGGAGGACGAGACGAGCGAGAAGGAGCAGAACGAUCCGCAGGGCAAGAAGAAGAAGAACAAGGACGAGGAGCGCACCGUCAUCGCCGUCUUCUGA
Acanthamoeba castellanii str. Neff is the source of this 3807-nucleotide messenger RNA. RefSeq names its product Dual specificity protein kinase. Gene Ontology annotation, molecular function: protein kinase activity; ATP binding. The record is from RefSeq and is a predicted model, not a curated record. Lineage: Eukaryota; Discosea; Longamoebia; Acanthamoebidae. Gene Ontology annotation, biological process: protein phosphorylation. The coding region runs from base 1 to 3807 and encodes 1268 amino acids. The transcript is spliced from 9 exons.